Messenger RNA from Amborella trichopoda, 1674 nucleotides. Its product is annotated as flavonol synthase/flavanone 3-hydroxylase. Lineage: Eukaryota; Viridiplantae; Streptophyta; Magnoliopsida; Amborellales; Amborellaceae. The record is from RefSeq and is a predicted model, not a curated record.
CCGAGCCCACCACGUAGACCUCCUCCUCUCCACUAUGUCUCUCUCUGUGAUACAGCGAUAACAAUUUUCGAAGUUGGUGAAAAUCCGAAUCCACCACGUAAACCGCCUCUUUCUCUCCAACCACUGCUAUAAAACUCUCCCUCUCCCUCCCUAACUUCAUCACUGCCAUAAAGCCCACGCCACUCUUCUGUCCUCCUCCCCACUACAAAGCUUUAAACAAGGAAGCAAGAGGAGAGAGAUAUGGAGGUGCUAAGAGUCCAAUCCAUUGCAUCAAGAACCUUAGACACAAUUCCCAGCAAGUUCAUCAGGCCCGAAAGCGAGAGGCCAGAUGUAGGCCGCAUCGGCCGGGCCCCUCAACUCCCUGUUAUCGACCUCUCUAACCCAGACCAAGAAUCCUUGGUCCAAGACAUGGCGAAAGCAGCUCAAGAAUGGGGCAUUUUCCAGAUCAUAAAUCACGGUAUUCCACAACAAGUUGUCGAGGAGCUUCAGAGGGUUGGAAAAGAGUUCUUCGAGCUCCCUCAGGUGGAGAAAGAGCGGAUUGCUCGCAACUCGGCCUCUCCCGCCCUCGAAGGCUAUGGCACCCAGCUUCAGAAGGACCUUCAAGGGAAGCUAUCAUGGGUCGACUUCCUCUUCCAUAACAUUUGGCCGCCUUCUCGAAUCAACUUCGACAAAUGGCCGAAGAAACCUGCCAGCUACACCGCUUCAAAUGAGGAGUAUGCUAAGCAUUUGCAGAAUGUCGUUGACAAGCUUCUGGGUACUCUCUCUCUCGGGCUGGGGAUCGAGGAGGAAGUUUUGAAGAAAUCAUUGGGUGGUGAUGAGUUCGUAUAUCUCCUGAAAAUCAACUAUUACCCUCCAUGUCCGAGGCCUGAUCUCACCCUCGGCGUGGUGGCUCACACAGACAUGUCCGCUCUUACCGUCCUAGUGCCCAACGACGUGCCGGGCCUUCAGGUCUGCAAGGAUGACCAAUGGUUCAUUGCCGACUAUAUUCCCAACGCCCUUAUCGUGCACAUUGGUGACCAGAUAGAGAUUUUGAGCAAUGGCAAGUAUAAGAGCGUUUUGCAUAGAACAACCGUUAACAAGGAGAAGGCAAGGAUGUCAUGGCCCGUGUUUUGCAGUCCACCCGACGAAUGCAUGAUCGGCCCUCUACCACACCUCACGGACGAAACCAACAACCCGCCCAAGUACAAGACCAAAAGUUUCAAAGAUUAUGCUUAUUGCAAACUAAAUAAACUCCCUCAGUAAUAUUAUUUAGUAAAAACUGUUUUGAGUUUUUUUUGGGUAAUACAAUGAGGAUGACUGCCCAUGCUUGUUUUUUAAAUCGUUAGUUGUUUUUUAAGGUACUAAGUGAGAAUAAAAGCUAGGGCCACGACCCUAACCCCAUUCUCAAACUGUUUUGUGAUUGAUGCAAAGGGAUCCACAUGCCUCGCUCCCACUGACAUCUGAAAUUGGAUUUCUUUGAGUAUGAGCACUGGAAGUGCCACAACACAAUUUCACAUUUCACAAGGAAGGUGUAAUUGUGCACUCUGUGCGCCAUAUCUAAACGGUGUUGUUGCUUGAUUUCUCUUUAAAUAAAGCUAUUAUUUGCUCAUAUGUGGAGUAAUUGUGCACUCUGUGCCCCAUACCUAAACAGUGUUGUUGCGUUAUUUCUCUUUAAAUAAAGCUAUUACUUGCUCA